Heterocephalus glaber (naked mole-rat) is the source of this 6639-nucleotide messenger RNA. It is a transcript of the gene Plxna2, whose product is annotated as plexin A2. Gene Ontology annotation, biological process: semaphorin-plexin signaling pathway; regulation of cell migration. NCBI's taxonomy places the organism in Eukaryota, Metazoa, Chordata, Mammalia, Rodentia, Bathyergidae. The record is from RefSeq and is a predicted model, not a curated record. Gene Ontology annotation, cellular component: plasma membrane; semaphorin receptor complex. Gene Ontology annotation, molecular function: protein binding; semaphorin receptor activity.
CGCCGCCGCCUGAGCAGCUCGGGGCGGGCGAGGCCGACGCAGCUGCUUCUCCAGAGCCGCGAGCCCGGGCGGGGACCGGAGCCGGCUUCCCGAGGAAGUGGGGCCGCGCGCCGCGGAGCUGCGCGGAGGAAGGAAGCGCCGCGGCUGCUGAUGUCAGAGAGCCCGGAAAGUCGAGCCGGAAAAAUCUGAAGACAGCAGCGGGGCUCUGCCGCUCGCCCCGCGGAGGCACCGCUGUCCACCCCCGCGCCCCUCGGAGCUCGGAGCCCGGAGCCGGCGCUGGCUGCGCCUGGCCAGGCUACCGGGCGCGGAGGAGCCCGGGCGGCCACCCUGGAAUACAGAUAAGCGGCAGGCAGCGGACGUGGGUUUAAUGCACCCGGACUCCGAGUGGAUGUGGCCGCGGCCGUGGCCGUGAUCCCGGGCUGCGCGCGGACGGCAGCCGGCUGCCGGCGGAAGGACAGACCGACGUCGCCCAGCCGGAACCAUGUGAGGCUGACCAGGAAGACAGCGUCCAUGGGAGCCCCCGGGGGCCGUCCCCUGGGCCUCGGCUCUGUCCAGAUGGAGCGGGGGCACUGCCAGCCUCUGGCCCCCCUCUGGCGUGCCAACCGCUGGCCUCGGGUCCUGCUCGCGGGGCUGUGGGUGCUGCUGGUGCCCGGGGCGGCCGGCAUGCCUCAGUUUAGCACUUUCCACUCUGAGAACCGAGACUGGACCUUCAACCACCUGACUGUGCACCGAGGGACGGGGGCUGUGUAUGUGGGGGCCAUCAACCGCGUCUACAAGCUGACGGGCAACCUGACUGUCCAAGUGGCCCACAAGACGGGGCCGGAGGAGGACAACAGGUCCUGCUACCCCCCGCUCAUCGUGCAGCCGUGCGGGGAGGUGCUCACGCUCACCAACAACGUCAACAAGCUGCUGCUCAUCGACUACCCCGAGAACCGCCUCCUGGCCUGCGGCAGCCUCUACCAGGGCGUCUGCAAGCUGCUGCGGCUGGACGACCUGUUCACCCUGGUGGAGCCCUCCCACAAGAAGGAGCACUACCUGUCCAGCGUCAACAAGACGGGCACCAUGUACGGGGUGAUCGUGCGCUCUGAGGGCCGGGACGGGAAGCUCUUCAUCGGCACAGCCGUGGACGGUAAGCAGGACUACUUCCCCACGCUGUCCAGCCGCCAGCUGCCCCGCGACCCCGAGUCCGCGGCCAUGCUGGACUACGAGCUGCACAGCGACUUCGUCUCCUCCCUCAUCAAGAUCCCCUCAGACACACUGGCCCUGGUCUCCCAGUUCGACAUCUUCUACAUCUAUGGCUUCGCCAGCGGGGGCUUCGUCUACUUCCUCACCGUGCAGCCCGAGACCCCGGAGGGCGUGUCCGUCAGCUCUGCCGGAGACCUCUUCUACACCUCUCGCAUCGUGCGCCUCUGCAAGGACGACCCCAAGUUCCACUCCUACGUGUCCUUGCCUUUCGGCUGCACGCGGGCGGGCGUGGAGUACCGCCUGCUGCAGGCCGCGUACCUCGCCAAGCCCGGGGAUGCGCUGGCCCAGGCCUUCAACAUCAGCAGCCAGGACGAUGUGCUCUUUGCCAUCUUCUCCAAAGGACAGAAGCAGUACCACCACCCGCCCGACGACUCCGCCCUGUGUGCCUUCCCCAUCCGAACCGUCAACCUGCAGAUCAAAGAGCGCCUGCAGUCCUGCUACCAAGGCGAGGGCAAUCUGGAGCUCAACUGGCUGCUGGGCAAGGACGUCCAGUGUACCAAGGCGCCCGUCCCCAUCGAUGACAGCUUCUGUGGACUGGACAUCAACCAGCCCCUGGGCGGCUCCACCCCCGUGGAGGGCCUGACCUUGUACACCACCAGCCGCGACCGCAUGACUUCUGUGGCUUCCUACGUCUACAAUGGCUGCAGCGUGGUGUUCGUGGGCACGAAGAGCGGCAAGCUGAGGAAGAUUCGAGCUGAUGGUCCCCCCCAUGGUGGGGUCCAGUACGAGAUGGUCUCUGUGCUCAAAGAUGGGAGCCCCAUCCUCCGGGACAUGGCCUUCUCCAUUGAUCAGCGCUACCUAUACGUCAUGUCUGAGAGGCAGGUCACCAGGGUCCCCGUGGAGUCAUGCGAGCAGUACACGACUUGUGGGGAGUGCCUGAGCUCGGGAGACCCUCACUGUGGCUGGUGCGCCCUGCACAAUAAGUGCUCCCGCAGGGACAAGUGCCACCGGGCCUGGGAGCCGAAUCGCUUCGCCGCCAGCAUCAGCCAGUGCAUGAGCCUGGCAGUGCAGCCCAGCAGCAUCUCGGUGUCUGAGCAUAGCCAGAAGCUCAACCUGGUCGUGAGUGAUGCUCCAGAUCUGUCUGCAGGCGUCACCUGUGCCUUUGGGAACCUGACAGAGGUGGAAGGGCGUGUGUCUGGGAGCACUAUCAUCUGCACGUCGCCUGGGCCCAAGGAUGUCCCCUCUGUCCCCCUGGAUCAAGACUGGUUUGGACUAGAGCUGCAGCUGAGGUCCAAGGAGACAGGGAAGAUUUUUGUCAGCACUGAGUUCAAGUUUUACAACUGCAGCGCCCACCAACUGUGCCUGUCCUGUGUCAACAGCGCCUUCCGCUGCCACUGGUGCAAGUACCGCAACGUCUGCACUCAUGACCCGACCACCUGCUCCUUUCAGGAGGGCCGCAUCAAUAUUUCGGAGGACUGUCCCCAGCUGGUGCCCACGGAGGAGAUCCUCAUUCCAGUCGGGGAGGUGAAGCCCAUCACCCUGAAGGCCCGCAACCUGCCUCAGCCUCAGUCCGGCCAGCGUGGCUACGAGUGCGUCCUCAGCAUCCAGGGGGCCAUCCACCGUGUGCCCGCCCUGCGCUUCAACAGCUCCAGUGUCCAGUGCCAGAACAGCUCGUACCAGUACGAUGGGAUGGACAUCAGCAACCUGGCCGUGGACUUCGCUGUGGUGUGGAACGGCAACUUCAUCAUCGACAACCCGCAGAACCUGAAAGUGCACCUCUACAAGUGCGCAGCCCAGCGGGAGAGCUGCGGCCUCUGCCUCAAGGCCGACCGCAAGUUCGAGUGCGGCUGGUGUAGCGGAGAGCGAAAAUGCACCCUCCAGCAGCACUGCAGCAGCCCCGCCAGCCCCUGGCUCGACUGGUCCAGCCACAAUGUCAAGUGCUCCAACCCCCAGAUCACUGAGAUUUUGACCGUGUCUGGACCACCCGAGGGAGGGACUCGUGUGACCAUCCACGGCGUGAACCUGGGCCUGGACUUCUCUGAGAUCGCGCACCACGUGCAGGUGGCUGGGGUACCCUGCGCGCCCCUGCCGGGGGAGUACAUCAUCGCUGAGCAGAUCGUGUGCGAAAUGGGCCACGCGCUGGUGGGGACCACCUCGGGGCCCGUGCGCCUCUGCAUCGGCGAAUGCAAGCCAGAGUUCAUGACCAAGUCCCACCAGCAGUACACCUUCGUGAACCCUUCAGUGCUGUCACUCAACCCCAUCCGUGGACCAGAGUCGGGCGGCACCAUGGUGACCAUCACGGGCCAUUACCUUGGCUCUGGAAGCAGCGUGGCAGUGUCCCUGGGCAACCAGACCUGCGAGUUCUACGGGAGGUCAAUGAACGAGAUCGUGUGUGUCUCUCCCCCGUCAUCCAACGGGCUGGGCCCAGUCCCGGUUUCAGUGAGUGUGGACAGAGCCCGUGUGGAUAACAGCCUGCAGUUCGAGUACAUAGACGACCCCCGGGUUCAGCGCGUGGAGCCGGAGUGGAGCAUCACCAGUGGCCACACCCCCCUGACGGUCACGGGCUUCAACCUGGACGUCAUUCAGGAGCCAAGGAUCCGAGUCAAGUUCAAUGGCAAAGAGUCUGUCAAUGUGUGUAAAGUUGUGAACGCGACCACCCUCACCUGCUUGGCGCCCUCUCUGACCACCGACUACCGCCCUGGCCUGGACACCGUGGAGCGGCCCGAGGAGUUCGGCUUUGUCUUCAACAACGUCCAGUCCUUGCUGAUUUACAACGAUACCAAGUUCACCUACUACCCCAACCCGACCUUCGAGCUACUCAGCCCAACCGGCGUCUUGGACCAAAAGCCAGGGUCGCCCAUCAUCCUGAAGGGCAAGAACCUCUGCCCUCCUGCCUCCGGAGGGGCCAAACUCAACUACACAGUGCUGAUCGGGGAGACGCCCUGCGCCGUCACCGUGUCUGAGACGCAGCUCCUCUGCGAGCCUCCCACCCUCACGGGGCAGCACAAGGUCACGGUCCUCGUGGGCGGGACGGUCUUCUCGCCCGGCUCGGUGAGCGUCGUCUCGGACAGCCUGCUGACCCUGCCUGCCAUCGUCAGCAUCGCGGCCGGCGGCAGCCUCCUGCUCGUCAUUGUCAUCAUGGUGCUCAUCGCCUACAAGCGCAAGUCGCGGGAGAACGACCUCACGCUCAAGCGGCUGCAGAUGCAGAUGGACAACCUGGAGUCGCGUGUGGCCCUGGAGUGCAAGGAGGCUUUCGCUGAGCUCCAGACCGACAUCAAUGAGCUCACCAGUGACCUGGACCGCUCAGGAAUCCCCUACCUGGAUUACCGCACCUAUGCAAUGCGAGUACUGUUCCCAGGCAUUGAGGACCACCCUGUCCUGCGGGAGCUGGAGGUGCAGGGGAACGGGCAGCAGCACGUGGAGAAGGCGCUGAAGCUCUUCGCCCAGCUCAUCAACAACAAGGUCUUCCUGCUGACCUUCAUCCGCACGCUGGAGCUGCAGCGCAGCUUCUCCAUGCGCGACCGCGGCAACGUGGCCUCGCUCAUCAUGACCGGGCUGCAGGGCCGCCUGGAGUACGCUACCGACGUCCUCAAGCAGCUGCUGUCCGACCUCAUCGAGAAGAACCUGGAGAACAAGAACCACCCCAAGCUGCUGCUGCGGAGGACCGAGUCGGUGGCCGAGAAGAUGCUGACCAACUGGUUCGCCUUCCUCCUGCACAAGUUCCUGAAGGAGUGCGCGGGGGAGCCGCUCUUCAUGCUGUACUGUGCCAUCAAGCAGCAGAUGGAGAAGGGCCCCAUCGACGCCAUCACCGGCGAGGCACGCUACUCCCUGAGCGAGGACAAGCUCAUCCGGCAGCAGAUAGAGUACAAGACCCUGAUCCUGAACUGUGUCAAUCCCGACAACGAGAACAGCCCAGAGAUCCCGGUGAAGGCGCUGAACUGCGACACCAUCACGCAGGUCAAGGAGAAGAUCCUGGACGCCGUGUACAAGAACGUGCCCUACUCCCAGCGGCCUCGCGCCGUGGACAUGGACUUGGAGUGGCGCCAGGGCCGCAUCGCCCGGGUGGUCCUGCAGGACGAGGACAUCACCACCAAGAUCGAGGGCGACUGGAAGCGGCUCAACACGCUGCUGCACUAUCAGGUGUCAGACAGGUCGGUGGUGGCCCUGGUCCCCAAACAGACCUCUUCCUACAACAUGCCCGCCUCUGCCAGCAUCUCCCGGACGUCCAUCAGCAGAUACGACUCCUCCUUCAGGUACACGGGCAGCCCUGACAGCCUGCGCUCCCGGGCCCCCAUGAUCACCCCAGACCUGGAGAGUGGGGUCAAGAUUUGGCACCUGGUGAAGAACCAUGACCACGGCGACCAGAAGGAGGGUGACCGGGGCAGCAAGAUGGUGUCUGAGAUCUACCUGACCCGGCUGCUGGCCACCAAGGGCACCCUGCAGAAGUUUGUGGAUGACCUGUUUGAGACCUUGUUCAGCACUGUGCACCGGGGCAGUGCCCUGCCCCUAGCCAUCAAAUACAUGUUUGACUUCCUGGACGAGCAGGCAGACAGACACAGCAUCCACGACACCGAUGUUCGGCACACCUGGAAGAGCAACUGCCUGCCCCUGCGCUUCUGGGUGAACGUGAUCAAGAACCCGCAGUUCGUGUUCGACAUCCACAAGGGCAGCAUCACGGACGCCUGCCUGUCAGUGGUGGCCCAGACCUUCAUGGACUCCUGCUCCACCUCGGAGCACCGGCUGGGCAAGGACUCACCCUCCAACAAACUGCUCUACGCCAAGGACAUCCCCAGCUACAAGAGCUGGGUGGAGAGAUACUAUGCAGACAUCGCCAAACUCCCCGCCAUCAGCGACCAGGACAUGAACGCCUACCUCGCCGAGCAGUCCCGCCUGCACGCUGCAGAGUUCAACAUGCUGAGCGCCCUCAAUGAGAUCUACUCGUAUGUCAGCAAGUACAGCGAGGAGCUCAUUGGGGCCCUGGAGCAGGACGAGCAGGCUCGGCGGCAGCGGCUGGCCUACAAAGUGGAGCAGCUAAUCAGCGCCAUGUCCAUCGAGAGCUAAGAGGAGGCCUGCCGUCCUGGGACAAGGAACCCAUCCAAGCCGUCACCCUGGAGUCUCGGAAGGAAAGACAAGUGCAGGGGACCAGCCCCGAGCUUGCUGCCCCUGAGGCCCCAUCCUGGGGAAAGGGGUGGGCCGCCAGCCAGGUUCCGUCACAGCCAGUUCCUGUGGGGAGGAGAGCGGGCGUCGGCCGUCCAUGGCAGCGGCACCUAGGGCUGCCACCAGGCGAGGAAAAGGCGGCCCUUCCAGCUGAGAGGCUCAGGCUCGCUGGUCCUGCCUCUGUGACUGCUGCUUUGCAUGAAACUCAUUUGAUGUAUAUUGGGGAAAUAAUGAGAACUUUAUUUAAUUUUUUUAAGAAAAAGGGAAAAAAACAGAAAUAAAACAAAACAAAAAGCC